AUGGUCCUGCUGUUGGCGGCUGCGGCUACCCUUCUACUCUCCAGCUCGUACGCACAGAGUGAAUACGGUCCUGAGUGCGACUCCACCCAGAAAGGCUACCAGUGUCGGCCAGAGAUCUCCCACUUCUGGGGACAAUACAGUCCAUUCUACAGUGUAGAAUCGGAAAUCUCCAGCGAUGUGCCGUCGACCUGCUCAGUCACCUUCGCACAAGCACUGUCUCGCCAUGGUGCUCGUGACCCAACAGCAUCUAAGACGAUAUUGUACAAUGCCACAAUACAGAAGAUUCACACCAAUGUCCAGACCUACCCUGAAAAGUAUGCGUUUCUUCAGAACUUCCAGUACUCUCUGGGAGCCGACCAACUUACGCUCUUCGGAGAGCAGGAGAUGAUCGACUCAGGUGCCAAGUUCUAUCAGCGCUAUCGCCAGCUGGCCAGUCGCCUCAGCCCCUUCAUCAGGUCUGCGUCCGAGGACCGCGUUGUAGGAUCAGCACUCAACUUCACUCAAGGUUUUCACGCUGCCAAGACAGCAGAUGAGCUCUGUGAUUUCAGCGAUCCGGCGUAUCCAUAUCCGAUUGUCAUCAUUUCAGAGGCGACAGGAUCUAACAACACUCUCAACCACGGUCUCUGCACCAAUUUCGAGGAUGGGCCGGAUAGCACGAUCGCUUCCGAUGCACAGAAGACUUGGGCGAAUCUGUUCGUUCCGCCCAUCCAGACUCGCAUCAACAACGACCUUCAGGGCGCAUCACUUACGGUGACGGAGAUCAUCUACUUGAUGGACCAAUGCCCGUUCAACACAGUCGCAUCUCCUGACGGCACCAUCUCCUCCUUCUGCGACCUGUUCACCGAAGAUGAAUGGCACCAGUACAAUUACUAUCAGACUUUGAACAAGUUCUACGGGUACAGCUACGGGAACCCGCUGGGUCCGACACAAGGAGUCGGCUUCACGAACGAGCUCAUCGCACGCAUGACGGACUCCACCGUCCAUGACCAUACUUCCACCAACCACACUCUCGAUGACAACCCGGCGACUUUCCCACUUGGCAUGCAACUCUAUGCCGACUUCAGCCAUGACAACGACAUGACUGCCAUUUUCUCCGCUGUGGGCCUUUACAACUGCACUGACCCACUUUCCAACACGACGCUCACUGAAGCGGGAGAAGCGAAGGGAUAUAGCGCGUCGUAUACGGUGCCGUUCGCCGCUCGAGCAUACUUUGAGAAGCUCGUGUGUGCAGGAUAUGCCGAGGAGCAAGUUCGUGUGAUUGUCAACGACAGGGUUCUGCCGUUGGAGCAAUGUGGUGGCGACGAGUUUGGGAGAUGUUCCUUGAGCAAGUUCAUCGAGAGUCUGAGUUUUGCUAGCAGUGACGGGCUUUGGAAUCAGUGCUUCGUGUGA
This is a messenger RNA of Sphaerulina musiva SO2202, 1389 nucleotides long. Its product is annotated as acid phosphatase. The record is from RefSeq and is a predicted model, not a curated record. The transcript has 3 exons. Lineage: Eukaryota; Fungi; Ascomycota; Dothideomycetes; Mycosphaerellales; Mycosphaerellaceae. Gene Ontology annotation, molecular function: acid phosphatase activity. Bases 1 to 1389 code for a protein of 462 amino acids.